Molecule: messenger RNA, 2308 nt
Organism: Olea europaea var. sylvestris
Lineage: Eukaryota; Viridiplantae; Streptophyta; Magnoliopsida; Lamiales; Oleaceae
Product: cysteine-rich receptor-like protein kinase 25
Exons: 8
Coding region: 147-2192 (681 amino acids)
Biological process (GO): protein phosphorylation
Molecular function (GO): ATP binding; protein kinase activity
Source: RefSeq, a predicted model, not a curated record
CAAAAGAUCUUGCAAUAUUUCAUUGACUGGAACAUCAAGUCUUCGCUCACCGCUCCUUCCACGUCCUAUAAAAAUCCAUUUCUAUUUGAAAAGAUAUCAAAAUUAUAAGCAGAUUUUUUUUUUAUUUUUAAUCUUUAAGGAUAACCAUGUCAGCCCUCAUAAUCUCUACAUAUUUUUGCUUAUUUUACAUUCUCUGCUUCAGCACAAGAAUUAGAUCGGAUCCUCUUUACCAUUAUUGCCCAAAUACAACAACGUACAGUCCUAAUAGCACCUAUCGAUCCAACUUGAAUCAGCUUUUCCUCACUUUAUCCUCAAACGCCACCCGGGAGAACGGAUUUUACAAUGACAUGGUCGGCCGUGGCCCUCCCAACACCGUCUACGGUCUCUUUCUAUGUAGGGGCGAUGUUAAUACCGAUGCCUGCCAACAAUGUGUGGAAAAUGCUACAACUGAAGUCCUACAACUUUGUCCCGAGGAAAAACGGGCAACUAUCUGGUACGACUAUUGCACGAUACGCUACUCAAAUGAAUCUAUACACUCGAGGCCAGAGGACUCGUUCACUUUAUAUAUAGCUAAUGUGCAAAACAUUACAGAUGAACCCAAUAGGUUCAAACAAUUAUUAGAAGAGACUAUGAAUGAAAUAACAUCAGAAGCUGCUAAUAGUAAUCCCUCCGGUAAGAGAUUUGCAACAAAAACAGCUCAUUUCACAGCGUCUGUCAGCCUGUAUACACUAGCACAGUGCAUGCCAUAUCUUACGAGUGGUGAUUGCGAUAACUGCCUUCGAAAUGCGAUCCCGCAAUUAAUAACAUGUUGUGAUAGUAGGAAAGGAGGGAGAGUUAUUGGCGAAAGCUGUAAUAUUUGGUAUGAGAUUUACCCCUUCUUUAAUUCUACUGUGGCCCCUCCACCACCGCCAACUCCUGUUCAACCACCGCUUCUCUCGCCAACUCCAAAUAUUCCUCCUGUUCAACCACCGCUUCUCUCGCCCUCUACAACCAGUCAAGGAAAUGGAGGAAUUUCAAAACAAGUUAUUAUUGCCAUCGUUGUACCAAUUGCUGUUUCCUUAGUGCUUGUCUUCAUAGGUUUCUGCUUCUUGACAAGGAGAACAAGGAAAAAAGCUUACGAUGCCGUCAAUAAGGAAAAUGACGAAGGAAACGAGAUUUCGUCAGUUGAAUCCUUGCAAUAUGAGUUGAAUACUAUUGCGCUUGCUACAAACAACUUUUCUGUUGACAACAAAAUUGGUGAAGGUGGAUUUGGUAGUGUCUACAAGGGUACUUUCCUAAAUGGACAAGAAAUAGCAGUGAAGAGGCUUUCCAAAAAUUCAGGACAAGGCGCAAAUGAAUUUAAGAAUGAGGUUGUACUUGUUGCCAAGCUUCAACACAGAAAUCUAGUAAGACUACUAGGAUUUUGCUUGGAAGGAGAAGAGAAGAUACUUGUUUAUGAAUUUGUGCCCAAUAAAAGCCUUGAUUAUUUUAUAUUCGAUUCAGAAAAACGGCAAAUGUUGGAUUGGUCAAAUCGUUACAAGAUCAUACGAGGAAUAGCACGCGGAUUGGUUUACCUUCAUGAAGAUUCUCGUCUACGAAUUAUACAUCGUGAUCUCAAAACUAGCAAUAUAUUAUUAGAUGAAGAUAUGAAUCCGAAAAUAUCGGAUUUUGGCAUGGCGAGAAUUUUUGGAGUUAAUCAGUUUCAAGGAAAUACAAAUAGGAUUGUUGGGACAUAUGGUUACAUGUCUCCGGAAUACGCAAUGCAUGGACAGUUCUCUAUAAAAUCUGAUGUUUUUAGCUUUGGCGUCCUUGUUUUGGAAAUCAUAAGCUCCAAGAAGAAUAGCAGCUUUUACCAAUCAGAUGGUGCUGAGGAUCUCUUAAGCUAUGCUUGGAAGCUUUGGAGAGACAAUAGACCAUUGGAAUUGAUGGAUCUAACAUUACAAAAUGCAUAUGUUAGGAAUGAAGUAAUUCGAUGCAUUCAAAUUGGCUUACUAUGUGUUCAAGAAGAUGCUGAUGAAAGACCAGACAUGGCUUCGAUACUUUUGGCACUCAAUGGUUAUUCAGCCACUCUCGUUGUUCCUCGUCAACCACCAUUUUUUAUUCAUAGUAGAACACAGAGCUUGCCCGAAGUUCAAGAUUCGGACAAAUCCACGUCAACCUCGACAGCCUUCUCUACAAAUAACGUAUCAAUUACUGAAUUAUAUCCAAGAUAGAAAAAUAUAUAUUGUCAUCAAAAGCACAAAUGAUAGAAAAAUAUAUACGUGAUUUACGUUGGCCGGAAUAUUUUACUUAUUUUAAAUCUUUUUUACCGUAAUUGGUUUGACCUGAA